Molecule: messenger RNA, 2757 nt
Organism: Pestalotiopsis fici W106-1
Lineage: Eukaryota; Fungi; Ascomycota; Sordariomycetes; Amphisphaeriales; Sporocadaceae
Exons: 6
Coding region: 1-2757 (918 amino acids)
Biological process (GO): peptidyl-threonine phosphorylation; peptidyl-serine phosphorylation
Molecular function (GO): protein serine/threonine kinase activity; ATP binding
Source: RefSeq, a predicted model, not a curated record
AUGCCUCCUCGGAUGAGUUACGGUGCGGGUGCGCACCACCUGAUGGACGAAUUUGUCAAGGCCCUAGAAAUGCACGCAAAUGCUGAAAACUGUCGCGGAAGGAAUGGACUAGACGAAACUGUCAUGUUCAUUCCCAACGACUUCCUAUUCACUUACUGGACCGAAGAUAUCAUACGCGACUUACUGCUUAGUUUGUCGGGUGCAGCCACCUACGAUACCUCGAUAAUCCUCAGCGAGUAUAUCAUUGUCUUCUCCAUCCUCACAAAGAUGUACAAGUCCGACUGGAUAAGUCAUUUCGUCGAGAAACAGAUCAAAGACAGCUCCCUACCUCUGCGGCCUGACUCCAACAUGCCAAAGUCGUGGACUGAUCAACGUCAUAUGGAAGAUCUCUGGAAGGACUUUAUCAACGAGCAAUGGAUGUUUUGCCCGUACACUUUUGACCGUUUAUCUAAUGCAGAACUAUCGGAAAGCUAUAUUCUACCGAUACAAAGCAAAGAAUGCUUGCAAGACAAAGCGGUGGAUGGUGAUUUGGCAAUCCUUUACAAAGUCAAGCUACAUCCAUCUUGCAGGGGGAGUCUAUCGGAGUACGUGGUCUUCAAAGAAUACCAGAGGGAAGAUCCUAUUGCAGCCGCGACUUACGAGAAGGAGAUAUCAAUCUACAAAACACUAAAGCCGGGUUCGUCAGCCUUCAAGCACAUUAUUGAAUACUACGGUUCAUUCCAAAUAUUGGCAUCCGGAAAAAGGACCAUUAUGCUCGAAUAUGCCGACGGUAGCGACCUAUCGGCUUGGUUUAAAGAAUUGAAACCCCCGUCCGAGGUGGAACAUCUCACUGCUUUUUGGGCCAACUUCUUUGACCUUCUCUUGGGACUUGAGGCAAUACACAAUCUCGUGCCGCCACACUCGGGCAGAGAAAGCUGGUAUCUAGAAGGGAUCCAUCAAGACAUUCGACCUCACAACAUUUUGCUGGUCAAAAAGCCAUCUAGCAGCCACCCGUAUGAUGUAACAUUCAAGUUAGUUGAUUUUGGCACGGGAUACAUCAAGAAGCAAUCCUUGGAUCAAUUCCGCGAGACGCAUCGAGAUAAUUUUGGAAAUGCCACUUAUUCAUCACCGGAAAGCUUAAAUGAUAGGCUGCAGCCAGAGUCUGAUGUCUGGGCGCUUGGAGCUCUUGCCAGUGAGACACUCGUCUGGUCCAUUCAAGGCUGGAAAGGCGUUGAAAAUUACUGUAAUCUAAGAGCGGCCAAAAUGGUGCAAGGACUACCAGAAACCCACCGUGGAUGUUUCCAUAAUGGCAUUCACAGACUACCAAUCAUCGACGAUCAUCAUCGCGAGGUUUUGAAGGGCAGGCUUGCGGAAGACAACAUUUCUCCGUUGGUCAGCAAGAUGAUACUCGAGCACAUGUUGGUCGAGCACCCAAGUGCUCUUGAAGGGAGAGCCUCUCCGAAUCCUCAAUUUCGUCGUAGAGCCAGAGAAACACAUCGUCUUUGGAAGAUGAAGCUUCAAAUGAUUCCCUUGGCUCGCCCUUACUCGACUGAUGAUGUCAGGGGUCGACUGCACCAUACCGUUACAGAACCAGUGCUAGCUACGAUAGUAACAGCGGACGACUUCUUACAACAGUCCGAAUUCGACCCCGAUGAAUCUUCAGCAAUGAGUAGGUACUCUUCAGUGACCUACAGAAGGCCUGAAGGACCCAUAAAUAGUUUCCAUGAGAGCUAUGAUGCGCACUCCGUGCGUCGAGGUCCUAGUCAGCACUAUCGGCCACGAAAUCCAAUUCUGCAAAACGAGGACUCCUUUGAGAGAUUGCCCAUGCACUUGCUGAGCCCCAAGCCCGACAGAAGCUCUCUCAUCAGAGAUCUGAUGAAUCAGAUGGUUCAAACCGCCGAGGGCACGAACACGCAGCAGGAUCCGCCUCGUUUUGACAAUGACACCAUUACGAUUAACACAAUCUACGACAAGUUCAUCGCGCGAAAAGAUGGAAAAGGUAGAGUUGGAGCUGCAUUUUCAAAGUUUACUGGAUCGUCGAGUGAUCAGAAAGAUCCACUCAAGGUUCACCCAGACCUUGGCCUGGCAAUAUCGAAACUCAAGAACUCGGGCAGCAGCGGCAGAGAACAGGUGUUCCUUAUCGAUGAUUCUAAGAGCAUGAGCCGUUUUCAGACUUCCAUCGCCAAAACUGUCCGUGUACUAGCCUAUCUAAUCAAGAAAGGCGACGUGGAUCCAGAUCGAAGUAUUGAACUCCGCUUCGCAUCGCAAAUAGGUGACAAGAAACAAAACGCCAAGUCAACGCCUCUUGAAGAUGCCAUAAAUGACUGGCCGUUUGAAGAUUCAGUCUGCGAAAUGGGAACGGCGCUCGAGGCCCUCCUUCUCGACCUUCUUCCUAAGCGUUAUGCGGCGGAUCCGAAGCCUGUCAGCGUCUAUGUGCUUACAAACGCCCUGUGGAGUGACAAGACCCCGACAUCGCUCUGUGGUGUCGAUGAAGCCAUUGAAAAGGCUCUACGACACCUCGACAAUGUUAACGUUGAACUUGGUAAAAAGUGGCUGGGUAUCCAGUUUAUCGGAUUCUUCAAUAACAAACCAUCAUCCGAGAACACGAUUGGAAGGCGCCGACUUGAAUUUCUAGAUGACAAGCUUGGCGAACUCUUUGAAGCCUUGGAUCUGAAAUUUACACGAAAGGAUAUUGUUGAUACGCGUGAAUCGGAUGAUGAUAUAAGAGACAUCCUUCUUGGCGCUGUUUCCGACGUGUGGGAUAAGAAAAAGGGUUAA